GCUCUUGGGUUUCGCUCUAAGGGACGGGACAGAAAGCCGCGAAAUGGACGAUUUCCACUCCAUCUGCCUGCUCUCGCUGGCCAUGCUGGUUGCCUGUUAUGUGGCGGGGAUUAUCCCGCUGGCAGUUAACUUUUCAGAGGAGAGGUUAAAGUUGGUCACUGUUUUGGGUGCUGGGCUGCUGUGUGGAACUGCCCUGGCUGUCAUUGUGCCAGAAGGAGUACAUGCACUUUAUGAAGACAUUUUGGAGGGGAAGCAUCACCCGGCAAGUGAGGUGCAGCAUGUGAUGGAGUCGGAGAAGGUAGCAAAAAUCCCAGUUGUGCAUGAAUAUGGCCAUGAUCAUUCCAGGCUGCACGCCUACAUUGGCGUUUCCCUUGUCCUUGGCUUUGUCUUCAUGCUCCUGGUGGACCAGAUAGGCAGCUCCCAUGUGCACUCUGCAGAUGAUCCAGAAGCUGCAAGAUCAGGCAAUUCCAAAAUCACCACAACAUUGGGAUUAGUAGUCCAUGCUGCAGCUGAUGGUGUUGCAUUGGGUGCAGCAGCUUCUACUUCCCAGACUAGUGUCCAGUUAAUAGUGUUCGUUGCGAUUAUGUUGCACAAGGCACCAGCUGCCUUUGGCCUUGUUUCCUUCCUGAUGCAUGCUGGGCUGGAACGGAAUCGAAUCAGAAAACACUUGCUGGUCUUUGCGUUGGCAGCACCUGUUAUGUCCAUGGUGACAUACUUAGGGCUAAGCAAGAGCAGCAAAGAAGCCCUUUCAGAAGUCAAUGCCACCGGAGUUGCAAUGCUCUUUUCUGCUGGGACUUUUCUUUAUGUUGCAACAGUUCAUGUCCUCCCAGAAGUGGGAGGCAUUGCUCACAGCCACAAACCUGAAUCAACUGGAGGAAAAGGACUCAGCCGUCUGGAGGUGGCAGCCCUAGUCCUAGGAUGCCUUAUUCCUCUAGUUUUGUCCAUUGGACACCAUCACUAAACACUUGGAAUUCACCGUUCUCCUUGAUCUCCUUCAUCUGACCUGAGCAGUAAAUGUUGACUGCUCCCUUUGUCAUUGUCUGUCUUACCAUCAUCCAUCCCAUCUACUUUUAUGGAGUUCAGAGGGAAGCUUGACUGCAAAAUGAGGAAUACUGGGAAAGUUUUUAGUGUAGCAAAAUGUGCUCUGGCAGCCGGACAUUAAUACUGUGUAACUUUU
This is a messenger RNA of Tinamus guttatus (white-throated tinamou), 1177 nucleotides long. RefSeq names its product solute carrier family 39 member 9 (gene SLC39A9). Gene Ontology annotation, molecular function: metal ion transmembrane transporter activity. The record is from RefSeq and is a predicted model, not a curated record. Lineage: Eukaryota; Metazoa; Chordata; Aves; Tinamiformes; Tinamidae. Gene Ontology annotation, cellular component: membrane. Gene Ontology annotation, biological process: zinc ion transport; transmembrane transport.